This is a messenger RNA of Naegleria lovaniensis, 960 nucleotides long. RefSeq lists its product as uncharacterized. Bases 1 to 960 code for a protein of 319 amino acids. The transcript has 2 exons. Lineage: Eukaryota; Heterolobosea; Eutetramitea; Acrasida; Naegleriidae. The record is from RefSeq and is a predicted model, not a curated record.
AUGUCAUCUUUGCCAUCUCAGCAACAAAUACUUUCAAAACUUGUAUCGAAAAGAUAUUCUUCAUUCGAUAAUAUUCCCUCUCCAUACUCGGAACAAGAAAAAACAGUUUUUAAAUACAUUUCAGCGGCUCAAAAAUGUGAAAAACAUGUCGAGGAGUUGCACAUUCAUGAACAUGAUCAGGAGAGGGUGAACCGAUCGAAUAAUUCGAAAAAGAUUUAUGAACAUGAAACGUAUUGGUCAUUCAUGUCCAUGUGUUUACUAAAUGAAUUAUUGAAAACUCCUUCCUGUCUCGCUCACAACAAGAAUUUCACUACACGCAAUUUCGCUCCGACUCAAACCAACACGAAACAACUUUUUCAAGAUUUACAACAGUGUGCCCAUAUUCAAGUCGAGGAACAUUCGACACCUGAAGGCACCAUUCAAUACGAAAAUGUCCCCAUUUUCAACAAUAGCUCUGAUGACGAAAACUAUAACAUUUUGACAGAUUAUUUUGAAACGUUACGUGAUCCACUCAAACAAUCAUUUCCAUCAUUUUAUCAUGCAUUGAAAUUUGGAGUUGUGGCAAAUCCAUAUUCGAGAAGAGAAUCACCACUUUGGUUGGAAGGAGACAAUUCAUCACAUCUGGAUCACACUCAAGAUGUUCCAAAAUUGAGAACUCUGAUGCAAAAAUUGAAAUUGGAAAAACAUGUCGAACAUGUCAUGGAAAAUUAUUUCACCAUUGAACCCUUGUCACCUGGUAUUAUUGUAUUGGCUUAUGGAGCUGCAAUUCCAUAUUGUCGAAAACAUGUGUUGAAUUGUUUGAGAAAGGGUGCAGUGAGUACUGGUAACGAUGAUGAGAUGAUUGAAAAAGCAUCACUUGUGGAAACCAUUGAAUGUUUAAAGUUGCAGCCAUGCACCAAAAAAAUUUUACCAUUUUUGGAUAAUGAAAAGAAAAUACAAUCACAACAACAACAAAAAUAA